This is a messenger RNA of Aphanomyces invadans, 543 nucleotides long. RefSeq lists its product as hypothetical. Lineage: Eukaryota; Oomycota; Saprolegniomycetes; Saprolegniales; Verrucalvaceae. Bases 1 to 543 code for a protein of 180 amino acids. The record is from RefSeq and is a predicted model, not a curated record. The transcript has 2 exons.
AUGCGACACUGGGCAUUGGGACGCCUUGUCUCAGAUGUCAUCGAAGACUUCGACGUGUCCUCCAGAACUGCCAGCGACUGGUACAGUUUUUGUCGCGACGUGUGCUCGUCCGAGAUACUGACUGUGAGCUGCGAAAUGAAGAUUGGUGGAGUGGGCUCCUUUGUCGAGAUCGACGAAACGUCGCUCAAGAAGUCCAAGUACAAUUGCAGAAAGCGGCAUCUGGAAUGUUGGCGUUUUGGUGGCGUCGACAGAACGACGAAGAAGUGGUUUGCAGUACGGACUUAUGAAGACAGAACCAAGCGUACGUUGUCUGCUCUCAUUCGAAAACAUGUGCGACCCGGUACGUUGAUCAUGUCGGACAAAUUCGGGUCGUACGUGUCUUCGAUAGAAGAGUACACGUUAGCUAACAAUCCUACCUUGGCAAGGAUGGGAUACUCCCAUCAAUGGGUAAAUCACUCAGAAAACUUCGUGAACCCUAUCAACGGAGCCCACACGCAGUCCGUGGAGGGUGUGUGGGAAGUCCGCGUGAAUCAGUAUAACUAG